CAGAGGGCUGGGGCGCACACUGUUACUCUGGAUGCAGAACUACAAGUCCAUACUGCUGACUGGCUGGCUGACAAAACACAAAACAUUUGCAGUGGUGUCUACAGAGAGUUAGUGUGCAUGUGUGUGUGUGGGAGUGACUGCAGCAUAUCACAGCAGCUCAGUGGACAACACUUGGCAAAGUUCCACAAUGACCCAUUGUGUAAUAAGCUGAUUGUGUGGAGACAUUGAACACCCACUAUUCCCACCAGCCCAGACAAGCCUUUUGUACAGGUGGUCAGGAACUUGAAGACUUGUGACCCGGAGGAGAUAAGCCCUGCACCCCCACACCAAAGAGAAGUAACAACACCUAUUCUUCUGCAGUCAGUGACUAAAAUUAAACUGGACAGUUUCUAUAAACAACUCCCAGUGCUCCACUGUUUUGGUACAGUCAACAAGAGCAGGCAGUGUUCAGAGGAUCAAGCUGCACCAUGGAUAAGCUCUGUGUUUCUGUGUGAGACAGAAGUUUGUGUAGCAUUGAAACAGAAAGUCGGACGUCAAAGCCGUAACAACAACGACAAAGACAAUGUGCUGUACAGUCACUCUGGGUGUACUAGCUUUGCUGGUCUUAUGUUUCAUCAACACUGUCCUCUCCUGCCCUGAGAAAUGUCAGUGUUCAGCACAAGUCGCAGACUGUAGUGGACGGAAUCUGAAGUAUAUUCCAUAUAACUUCCCCAGCACGCUCACAGUUCUACGUCUGGAUGAUAAUUCCAUCAAAAAUGUUCCGAACGAUGCCUUCCAAGGCCUGGACAAUCUGCAGAUAUUGAGUCUGGCGAGGAACUCUAUAGACGACAUUCCCCCUGGGACGUUCCUGCACACGCCACAUCUCAUGUCGCUAGACGUCAGUCAAAACCACCUUCGCUACCUUGACAGAGACACAUUUAAAGGUUUGAGUGACCUCAUGACACUGUCCAUGGCCUAUAACUCCUUACAGACGUUAACUGGGGUGUUACACCACACUCCAAACUUGGGCUCUCUCAACCUGGGUUAUAACAACCUGAAACAACUGACGAAUGAAGACUUGAGAUUGACAUCCAAAAUUAAGCAGCUUGAUUUGAGCAACAAUGAGAUUAGUCAAGUCCAUGGAGAUGCCUUCAAGAACAUCUCAGGGUUGCGUUACCUGUUCAUUCAAAAUAACCCGCUAGGACCCGAGUUAAUGGGCUUGAACUUUACAAACACUCGCCUUCAAUUGGUUGACUUCACAAACUGCAGCUUGACAAAGGUGCCUCAUGUCUUACCCUCAACGCUUAGUGACCUUCGUCUCAGCAAAAACAAGAUCAUCAUUGUUGACGAAUCUGACAUCCGCAACAUUACAAGGUUACAGUUACUGGCGCUAGACAACAAUCAGAUCACAAAUGUUUUGUAUCGUACGUUCCGUGGACUGGAGCACCUAAAGGAGCUUUGGCUGAGCCACAACAAGAUGGUGUACAUCCCUCGUGGCUUGCCCUCCAGUCUAACCAAACUCUACAUGGACAACAACCUUAUUCAGGAAAUGGAAGAAACCAUGUUCAAGAAUGAUUCUCAGCUGGAGUAUUUAUCCAUGGAAAUGAAUCGUAUUGAGAUGAUUCCAGCUGGAGCUUUCAACAACAUGCAGAAUCUGAAGGUUUUGGACUUGAAGGUGAAUCGGGUAAAGGAGCUAAAACCCGGAACCUUCAGUGACCUUCCCAACCUCAACUACCUAGACCUUUCCAACAACAUGCUUGAGACCAUACCAGUGGGAACAUUCAAAGACCUCCAGAACGUGACCAAGCUGGGACUGUCCCAUGUCAUGUCUACCAUGACAGACAUUGGAGACAACUUCCUGGAUGCCAUGCCUAACCUGGAGACCAUCGAGCUGGUCAACAGCCCUGGUCUGGCUAAAGGCAUCAUGAAGAUGCUGCAGAAAAAGCCGUUACACUCGCUGACCAAAGCGUCCAAGGUGAACCUGAUGUACUGUGACCUUAGUGCCCUGCCCCCAGAGAUCCGUGAGCUGGUCCCAAAUGUGCAAGAGCUCCUCCUGGAUGACAAUCCAUGGAUGUGUGACACAAGUCUCAGGUGGCUAAAAAACUGGAUGCUCUCAGCAGAUGUGACCUUCUCCAAGGACAAGCCGGUGACAUGUGAGAGCCCAGCCAACCUCAAGGGUCAGAAAGUCUGGGAAGUGGCAGACCGAGAUUUCAUAGAACCAGUGCAGGAGGAAGAACAGCAAGACACCCCAGGUGCUCUGAACGAGCAGAACUCUGGUACUAGAGACACUGAUGACAGAAAAACAACAACUGAGGCCAAAACAACAACUGAGGCCACAACCACAACAGAGGCAACAACCACAGCCCCUACAACUACCACAACAACAACAACAACACCUGAACCUACCACCACUGAAGCCCAGAUGACCACAGAGCUGGAACGCACAAGCACAGCCAGGCAGGGACGGCGACCCUACAACCCAUUCUACAGGCGCUACAAAGGCAAACGUAGGCGCUACAGACUUUCCACUGUGGCUCCCGGAACCAAUGGUGCCAAAAAAUGGCCAGUUGUUAGGCGGAGAAAGUAUCAGCGCCGCAGGAACAACCGUCGGCGCCACAGGUUAAGACUGCGCAAAACCGGCAAAAAAACAGCCAACUACAAAAAUCUGAACAUCAGGCACCCACACAAAAAAGCUGAACAAAUUGCCCGGUGGAGGGAGCAGGCACAGAAGAAGGUAACCUAAGAGCGGACAAUGCUUUAAUGAAUGGUAAACUGUGCCUUACAGAGUACCAGAAGGUAAAUGGAUUCAUGGAAUCACUGUUCCCAAAUGACAGUCGAAACCAAGAUAUUUGCUGUGAUGGAGGCUUAUGCACAGGACAAAUAUAUCUGUAAACACGUGGACUGUUACAACUGACUUACCAGUGGAAUAUACUUAAAGUUAAACUUUUAUAAAGUUAUACUUAUACAGUUAAAGCUGAGAAGUAGUGUGCUCCAGUGCAAAUGUAUGGACUAUUAACAGCUAGGCCAAGCAGAAGGCCUUAAUCUGUGGUACAUGUAAAUAUGGAUUGAAUGCUCAUUUGUGCAAGACUUUCUCAAACAGAUGUGUGUGGUACAACCACUUAUUAUGCAUAAUCACGUUUAUAAUCUGACCACACCUGAAAAGGGAACCUUGAAGACACUUUAUUAUAAAUCUGAAAUCCAUCUUUUUUUUUUCAACAUGCCUGAUUUGUCACUCCAAUAAUUUUCCUUUUUUGUAUUUUCUUUUUCGUGUCUAAUUUCAAAAUGUAGCCCUGAAUACCUGUUUUAUUCCUAACAGAUCAGGUUAAAAUGACACGGGUAAAGUGAAACAUAGUGUGUGAAGGAGACUUCAAACCGACACAAAUGUCAACUGUAUUAAUUAAUGUAUGUAUAUCAUAUAUCCCUGCGUGUAAGGUUAAAGAUUCAAGCUGUUAAAUUGGCAUUUUAUGGUUCAAGUUCUUGGGUCAAAAUUGAAAAACCAGAACUUAAUUUUCAAGAAAUGUUCUCUUAAAAAAAAAAAAGGAAAAAUAUAUGUCCAAUUUAAUAUGUGACUUGCCUAUCUCGUUAAUAAAAGAAUAUCU
Liolophura sinensis is the source of this 3578-nucleotide messenger RNA. RefSeq names its product leucine-rich repeat-containing protein 15-like. The record is from RefSeq and is a predicted model, not a curated record. Gene Ontology annotation, molecular function: protein binding. The transcript has a single exon. The coding region runs from base 563 to 2722 and encodes 719 amino acids. NCBI's taxonomy places the organism in Eukaryota, Metazoa, Mollusca, Polyplacophora, Chitonida, Chitonidae.